AGUGAAUCAAUCAGCAUGACAUCGUCGGCCGCCCGCAACAAGGACACCUCCAGCAGCACAACAGAGCCGACCCCGACGACAGAAUGGCCCGCCCCACAGACGAAGACGCAUCAAUUGAGUUGUUGUCUACCACUGACAUCCAGCGACCAGUGCGACAGCCUCGCCAUUUAAUCCUCCUCCAGCCCACCAUGACAACAAGCGGCCUGGAGGUUUCUGUGCAUGAAUGCCCUCGCACUAUGAUGCGAGAACUCGUGCACGUGUUCCCCAACACACUCAAGAAGGAGUGUCAUGUGCUUGCUGUUGUCACAAAUCAACGUGCCAGCGUGGACUUGGCUCAGUUCGGCGAAGAAGCCGACAAGGAGAAAGAUCGCCUGCUGGAGAACUUUGUCAAGUGGGCACAUGAAGUGGCCGCAGCAUUGACGGCCGCGGGGCAUUGGGCAGACUUCAUCGACCCUUGCUCUGGGUUGCCGAUGUUGGCGCUCAACUCAAACAAAGUGUACAGUGAAGUGGACGGCGUCGAAGUGCUUUUGCGGUACAAUUGCUUGAGCGCUGGCAUGUGCAAGAUCUUGAUUCAUCCGGAAUGGGGCGCUGCCGUCUAUCCUGCGUCGCUCUUUACCACUGCCCCAUCGGAGCUCGUCCUCAACGUCGUGUCCAAGGGAUUCGUCCAACACUAGUUCAACACUCGCUCGUACGUAGCGUGUAAUAAUGUGGUGUCUCGCGCCACGACUGUAUAGAUAUCUAAUUCGCAUGUGUGCAAACCUGUCA
Molecule: messenger RNA, 765 nt
Organism: Aphanomyces invadans
Lineage: Eukaryota; Oomycota; Saprolegniomycetes; Saprolegniales; Verrucalvaceae
Exons: 2
Coding region: 84-674 (196 amino acids)
Biological process (GO): cobalamin metabolic process
Source: RefSeq, a predicted model, not a curated record